Molecule: messenger RNA, 2410 nt
Organism: Didymodactylos carnosus
Lineage: Eukaryota; Metazoa; Rotifera; Eurotatoria; Philodinida; Philodinidae
Source: the annotation of a GenBank genome assembly
AUUUCGUCGUGAAUCAGCGUUUCCCCGCCGAAAACUGAAAAUUUCCUGCGGAAAAAUUGAAACUCCCGACGAAAAAAUAUUUUCCCGCAGGAACUGGCGGAAUCACGCUCAUUUUUUUUCACUGGGUGUUUCUAUUAUACCACUCUAUGAAAUAAUACAAUAAAUCUGUUUGCUGUAGAGCAAAAUUUUUCUUUGGUUUUGUUGAUUACGGAGCAGUACCGUAAAAACAUACAUAAUUUAUUAAAUCAGUAAUAUAUUCUUUAUGAUAAUCAGUCUAAGGUUAUGCUAUACUUAACGUUUACUAGCAUGUGGUACUUAACUGAAUGUGAUUUCGUUUGGAGAAAUAUCAGUCAUAAGUGAAUAUGAGGAAUGUAUGAUCAAUUUUGUUGACCACCCAUUGGAACUUUUGGAAGUUAAUGCGAACAUUUAAAAAGGUCUCAUAUUAAAUUAGUUCAUAUUAAUUUUUUUCCGAUUAAAAAUCAUUUUGAAUUGAUUUAACUUGCUAAAUUAAUUCAAAUCAGUUGAAUUUUAAGCCAUUCGAAUUAGUUUAUCAAGUUAAAUCAAUUCAGAUUGAUUGUUAAUCAGAAAAAAAUUAAUGUGAACUAAUUUAAUAUGAGACGUUUUUAAAUUACUUCGCAUUCAUUUCCAGAAUUUCCAAUGGGCACUGUAUAUCCGAUGCUACUUUCUGUCGACAGAAUUGCUUCUUCUGACAGUACUGCUGUUGUCUUUUUCUUUUCUUUCUUAAAUGAAGGUUAAACUAACAAAUGUACCAGAAUUGAGUGCGCUCUUUUCUAGGAGUAGCCAUCUAUCCUUUCUGAACAUGUAUUUUAUCCAUUAUACAAUGGCGCAUAGAAAUUGGCAACUGUAUUUAAGAUACACACACGGUCAUCUUUAAAAUAAACAUAUGUCGAGCUAGAAUUGUUCCUGCAGAAGAACUAUGAAAUAGAUAUUUUGUCAGAAACUGUCAAAUAAAUUGAGCAGGAUCAUUUCUGGUAUUUUUUCGAUAUCGAGUACAUUUCUGACCUAUGCUGGCUGUAUGUGACAUUCCGAAACAAUUUAUAGUUGUACUAUAUUCCGAUUAACUAUUGAUCAGAAUUUUUCUUUCUUCAAAAGAAAAAUUUAGCCGUAUGUGGGUACCAGCUCCACUAAUCGAACACACUAAAUGAGACAUCCGAAGUCCGGGUAUCUUACUCCUAUCCCAAUAUUCGUUGAAUAGAUCAAAAAAGAUUAAUUACAGAGAUUUUUUCUUUUAGUACAAGCUAUCUGGACAAAUGAUAGUUCGGACAAAAAGCCGAAUGUUACAGAACCUUCCUGUCUCAAGUCUGAAACUGAUCGCGUAAAACCAGGGCUGUCUGUUGGUAAUGGUAAACAUUUAACACAACCAUUUAAAUGUACACAAUCUUCAUCCUCAUUUCUCGGACUUCACGAUGGUAUCACAUCGACGGCUUUACAUCGACCCUCUCAAGGCUUAGAAGCUGGAACUGAACAUUCCUCCUCGGCGUGUCAGUUAGAUACAUUACAGCAACGCUCAGAUUCUAACAAUGUGAAAGAAGACGUGAACAAUAUUUCGUACAAUCGAAGUUUAGCUGGUUGUAUACUUUUAACGUCAGCGCAUCUGUCGAAAAUAUUUUACUAUGUGGAGCAUGGCUGUUUCCAGGAAUUUCGUAAAUUACUUGAAUUACAUUAUGUAGAAGCAGUACAAAUGAAAAAUGAAAAAGGCCAGACGAUUUUACAUGUUGCUGUUAUACAAUCAUUUGCUUAUGUAUGGAUUCGAUUGUUGUUGAUGAGAGAAGUUGAUGCAUGUACAAAAGACAAAGACGGUUACACAGCCGCGCAUUAUGCUGCUGAAAAAGAUGAUUUAGAAAUGUUGAAAGCGCUCACAAUUAAGUUUCAUGGCCAAGUAAAAUUACCAUCCAGCAAUGUAGAAAAAGUUCAUGCUAAUUGCAUGAAAGCACUUACAAUAACUGAACAGUCUGGUAUGACAGUUUUCAUGUUGGCUUGCUAUAAAGGGUCUAUCAAUUGUGCUAGAUACUUACAUGAACAACAACCGCACAAUAAUGUAAAUCUGACGGAUGUUUACGGUGAUACAUCACUGCAUUAUGCUGUUGCGCACAACAAUAAGAAUCUAACAGAAUUUCUUGUGAAUGAAUGUCAGAGUGAUGUCAAUGGUGGAAAUGAAAAACGUCCGAGUCCUUUAGAUAUUGCUUUCUUUAAUAAGAGUUUAGAGCUAGAAAAAUUAUUAUUGUCUAAAAAUGGAAAAAGUCGAUUUCAAAUUAAACGUGAAAGUAAAAAGCGUAAAUUAUUCGAAGAUGAUCUUAGUUUCGAUAUGGAGCGCUUAUCGAUUGAACAAGUGAACAGCCGAUUGAUUAAGUUAGAAUCAGACUUUACUCCUGAUUUUCCAGUUGUCUAA